AUGGGGCGCCGUGAACUCAAAGCAACAGGGAGUAAUCCGGAUAUUUUUGGCCAUGAAAAACCCAAAAGAUCACGUAAACGUCAAAGAGGUGAUGUCUCGCCACCUGGUGUGACCCCCGGAGUUGCUAAAAAGAUCAGCCAGAGCCUUGGUUUUGUUCAACCCUCACCUCCUCCUCAACAGUCUUCUCUAGAACCGGGCGAUGACAAGUGGGAAGACAUUCCAGAAGAAAUGAAUGAUUUCCAAGGCAUCAACAAUGGUGAAUCCUCAGUGAUCGACUCUUCAGGGAAUCAGUAUGCUCAGUAUCAGAAAGAACUUAGACGUGCAGAAGCCCGAGCAAAAAGAGCAAAGAAAUGGCUAGCCCAUGAGAAUAAGAUCAUCGCCAUGUACCUGAACUUACAAAACCGUACACUCAAUUGGACAACAGAGCACUCUUAUGUAAACGACGAAAUCAAAUGUGCUUGUUUACCCGAGAAUUGCCGACAGAGCCAGCUUGAGACUCAGGUCACUGCCUGUAAAGCAACCGAUGCUGUAGCGGUUGGCAUCAAGCACAUAGCUGUACUUUAUGACAUUGGAUGUCACUUAGGUGCCCAUAUCGCAAAGAAUUAUCCAUCUGAAUUAAAUAGCCCAGUGGCUUCGCAAACGUAUACAAAAUGCGAUGAAGCCCAACCCGGUCAUAUGUAUUCGGACGCCUUUUUACGCGAACAGUGGGAUUCUGAGCGCGAGGCAUAUGCAAGCAAGAAGGUGGCUAUGCAAAAACAAGAACUAGAACUCGGGAGACUACUAUCUCUACAAGACGAACAAAAAGCUUUAUUGUUGAGAGUGGCUCAAACACCUGAACAGUCCAUUGCCCGAGUUCUGGAAAGCGAGCGCCUUAGGGAGGAGAUUGUCAAACAGGCUGAAAAAGUAGGCACUGCGGAAGUUUUCCAUACUUCAACCGAGCAAGAGGAUUUUCUGAAGCUUUGGUACAGCAAGCACGAGGUUGCAUUGUAUUACAUUGCACUUAAUGAGGAAAAGCGACCGCUGCAACAGAGUCGUGCAGAUGGGCAUCAUUCAAAUAUAGGUCAGCGUGGAAAGACCUCUGUUCUUCUUGCUCUUCGAAAGCGUGCGGCACAGCUGAGGAAAAAAGUCGAUACAUACCGCACUCGCCGGGCAGAAUAUCAGGCCAAGUAUCCUGCCCAACAGCUUCCUGAGGACAUCGACUAUAAUGCUUUGAAUGAAAUCAAAGCAGAUCACCCGUUCUGGAACGACUCAAUAUUCACGAAACUUCAAGAUCCAUGGGCAACUGAUCCAAAGACAAGGGAUGGGAUGCGUCAGCUUGCCUAUAUCGACCGAGCACAAGAGGAGCUUAGGCGCUUAGGUUGGGAGCCACGCCUCUCAUCUCCCACCCCAUACUAUCAUCCUUGCCACCUGAAACACAAUUGA
Messenger RNA from Melampsora larici-populina 98AG31, 1422 nucleotides. RefSeq lists its product as uncharacterized. The record is from RefSeq and is a predicted model, not a curated record. The transcript has 9 exons. The coding region runs from base 1 to 1422 and encodes 473 amino acids. Lineage: Eukaryota; Fungi; Basidiomycota; Pucciniomycetes; Pucciniales; Melampsoraceae.